AUGUUAAGAUACCAGGCCACAGAGAUGUUCAUUCAGACAUUCGAUAGUCUAUCACAUAUUUACAAUGAUAUUGAUAACAAUCUAUUAUGGUUCUCAAUAUAUCAUAACAAUGUAAAGGUGUUCAAGUACCUCUGUGCACUUCCAAACAUGUGCCCCCGUGUCAAUACCCUGCCUCCAAUGAUCUACAAUCACUCCAACCUUGAAAUACUCCAGCAGUACUUGGCCAUCACCGGCUACCACUCACUGCCCCUCGACACUCUGAACCGUCUGGCAAUGUGUGUCGACUCGGGCAACGAGCAGUUUGUGCGACUGAUGAUCAAACAAAUCAAGCUGGAUCUUACCGUCGAGAGGCCAAACAGCAAUCUGGUGCGACUGGUUCGCCACGACUUUAAGCGUCGCGGUGUCAGUGUGAGCAUGCUCAGGAUGCUGCACGAGGAGUUCAACUGUCUGUUUGGCCACACGAGCUUCUGGGAGGUAGCGCUCAAACAUUCAAUCAAAUGUAACAUGGUGGACAGUGUGCAGUACAUCUUGAAGAGCAUGCCAGAGUAUGUGUCGUCCAGAGCUGACCACGAAAUGCACACGCUCAUCAAAGGGUGCUUUCAUCGUUGCGCCAAACAUGACAACGCCAACAUGUUCAAAGUGAUCGUCGACAGGUCACGUGUGGCGCGUGACCACCUCAGGGAACAUGACAUUCGAGACUUGAUCAAGGUGGCAUGGGAUCGAUCACACAAAUCAUUCAUCAAGCACCUGAUCAAACAUCAUGUUGGCAACAGCACAAUCACUCAGGUGUCGGAGACCUACCUACUCAACUGCGUUGAGGGUGACACACUACGAGUCACACCCUUGUCAGUGUUCAAUAGUGAUGCUCUCGCACAGGAGCACAUCCAACAGAUCACCGAUACUCUGACGGCCAGUACCUGCCUGUACAUGUCCAAGACAAUGGCAACACUGAUCAGUAUUCAACGCAAUACCAAUCGCUUAAGAUUCGUUGGUCGGUCAAUCAUUAACAUGGUCGAGGCGGUCGGCAAGCCACACAGCAAAAUCACCGCGGACACUGUAUGCCAGUUCAUUGUCAACUGCGACCACGAAUAUAUUGAGCAACUUAAUGAGGCCAUGCACUGCGCGGCUGGUUACUCGGCCGAGUUGCUACGUCUCAUACACACUCAUUUCAAUCAAGCUUAUGAUCAUCACUGUCUGGUGGCCGCCAUCGCCAAAAACUGUCGAUCAACAAUGUCACUGCUACUCCAACAACAAGACUUGAUGCAGUCCAUAACCAAUGAUCCCAGCCUCAGACACAAGAUCACAGGUGCAUCAAGGCGAUACAUCUUGGGUGCUCAAUCAUCGUCGUUGGAGGACAUCAUGUUCAUCUUGGACAAGAUUGAAUGGAUUGCAAGUGACCCUAAUAUAUGUAUCUCGGUAAUGAAGAAUGACAUCAAGGUGUUUGAGCAUGUGUUGAACAUGUUCCAGGUGGAGCAGUUGGAAGACAAGACAUUCCUGAGUGAUCUAAUCACUCAAUCACUAAAGAAUAACAAGCCAAACAUUGUAGACGUACUACAUCAACGAUUGCAAGGAAGGUUGGAUGUGUAUUCAAGUUUGUACUUCAAUCCCAAUAUUCAAACUCUGCAUGAGAUGGCAAUAAAGAAUGCCUAUCUCUCAUUGGAGUAUCACUUCAACUCAUCGACAUUCACCAGCCUGCCAAUCAUACAUCGAUUGCGUACUAUCAACUCGAUAAUGGACAAAGGAUACAGGUGUGGAGUGACCAGAGUGAUCAAAUUAUGCGCGCAGUUCAAAUCAAUCACUAUAAAUCAACCUCAAACAUACACUCUUCAGAGUGUUUGUAGUGUUGAGAUAACCAAACAUACUUGUUCCAGACACUUGGAAACAAUGGUCCAUACGGUGUUUGGUGACAGGAAGCUUGGAAUGAUGAUCAUGGAUCAGAUUGGUGCGAUACACAAGUCACUUGAAAUCUCACCACAUGCUGUAAUCAAAGGUUCAAAGUUACUGGAUAAUCAUAGAUUGCAUGAUUACAUCAAAUAUGGUGCGACGGAAUGGUUCCUCAAAGCAUAUCACUCAAUCACUCCAACACCAUCAUCAUUGGGACAGAACAAAAUAUUACUCGAGGCAGCCUUUGUAUCUGGUGAUGCACGCAUGGUCGAUGCCCUGUUGGACAACCCCAACAUGACACUCUCAGACUUGGACCUCAUGUCCGAGGUGUUUAUGAAGAGUGUAUCAUCGUGUAGACAUCCGGAAUGGGAGAGGAUGUUUGAUGAGUACAUCAGGAUCACAUGCCAGUCCUCCCAACUCGAGUUGGUCUAUCACAUGAUUACGUUGGUCCGGCAUCCAUCAUUCAUACACAAGCUCAUUCAAUCAGGCGUCACACUGCCAUCGAUCAACAACAGCUCUGCCAAACAGAUGGCCGAGUCAUGGAUGACCUCGCCAACCGCCCUGGAAAUGUUCCAGAUGCUCAGGUCACACAAUCUCUUAUCACUCCCCUUACAAUCUGAGCUGUGCCUCAGUGCAAUUGAGCUCCACGUCACACCGAUCGUCAAGUACUUUGUCGAGACAUCCCUGGUGCAAUGGAUGGACGAUGUAUUGCCAAUGGUGAGAAGGAAUACAACCAGAGAGUACCUGUUCAAGUGCUGCGAGUUUGGACGAGUUGAUCACUUAGACUUGCUUCUCUCAUUCAUUCAAUCACCGACAUACUUUGACGAUCUUGAUCCCGAUGCCCCAGAUGGCACGCUUGGUGAAGCAUUCCAAUUGUGCGCCAACAAUGGACACUGUGCAAUGAUCAAAAAGUUGUACUCUAUGGUCGUGGCCACAUCAAAGUUUGAUCAACAACGUGUUCACGAUGUAUUGAUCAGGUCAACAAUCAAGGGUGCAUUGGAUAGUGGACACCUUGACGUCGUCGACUUCCUGCUCGAGACAUCCUCAGAUGUUCCUGCCCCCUUGCCAAGCACAAAGAUAACAAUUGACUCUGUUGAUCAAGGUUUAUUAUCGAUUGGAUUGAUUGACCGACUGAUUGAGCGACUCCAAGCCCAUCCAUAUCUCGAGUGCAAGUUUGGCCAAUUGUUGGGAGCGGCAAUAAGAGUCGGCAACAAACUUGUAAUUCAACCAUUGAUGGAUGGUCAUGGUGGAGUGAUCAAUGACUAUGACCAUGCUCUGGAGAUGGCUGCUCAAGUGGGCGACCUUCAAUCAAUCAAGAUGAUCAUGGAUCAAUCAAAGAGUGCACUGUCUCAUAGACAUAUAUGUUUAUUGAUCGAUCAUAUUGGUUCGUCAAUUACUGAGGAUGAGAUCAUCCAGUUGUCCAUUAGUGCGCUGGGUCUGGAUAAGAUGUAUCCCUCGCGAGAGGACUUAUAUACAAUGUUAUUCAAGGCUGCAUCCAAGUCCGUCACGGUCAUCCGUAUGGUGAUCAACAACUUCACCAACAAUACCAACAAAUCAUUGACCGAAGGCGAGCUCAAAGGUAUCCUGAAAGUGUGCAUCAAACGAGACGACUUGGAGUCAAUCGAUUGUCUGAUCCAACUCGCACUUGAUGUUGGAGUGAUCACCAAACACGAUGUCCAAGACCUCUUGAACGCGGAGCACGUCAGUUCUAAAGUGUUGGCGUACCUCUUUGAAAAGGGAUACCUCAGUGUGGAUGCUCAUCACUACAAGUCCGAUGAUUAUAUACGUCUGGUGUUGGUGGACUGGGCUUGCUCCAAUGGCAAACUGGACAUAAUCCGGACCAUCCAUCAGCGAUGCACUACAUCAGAGCAACUCCAAAGACAUCUUCCAUCAAUCUUCAAUAUUCUCCAGGCAUCAUUGAGAAAUCAUUAUCAAGUGUUAAGAUACUUGUUUGAGUGUGAUGAUAAUGGCCAAGAUACACCGUUCCAGCGAGCUGGUGUACAACUCAACAUGAUCCAAUUAUUAACAUCAGUUCGAAGGUUUUCUUGUGACAAUGGCAAUCUCAAGAUCAUCUCCAUGUGUGAUCGUCUAUUGUCGGGGCUUGGACAGAGAGGUAGUAAAGGACAGCAAGUCGUCCCAUAA
Messenger RNA from Acytostelium subglobosum LB1, 4026 nucleotides. RefSeq lists its product as hypothetical. The transcript has 2 exons. The record is from RefSeq and is a predicted model, not a curated record. The coding region runs from base 1 to 4026 and encodes 1341 amino acids. Lineage: Eukaryota; Evosea; Eumycetozoa; Acytosteliales; Acytosteliaceae. Gene Ontology annotation, molecular function: protein binding.